Molecule: messenger RNA, 2529 nt
Organism: Acanthochromis polyacanthus (spiny chromis)
Lineage: Eukaryota; Metazoa; Chordata; Actinopteri; Pomacentridae
Exons: 5
Coding region: 594-1325 (243 amino acids)
Source: RefSeq, a predicted model, not a curated record
GUGAGGUAGACUCCUGGUGGGAGGGACCAGGACUUAAAGGCAGCAGACCAGCAGACCCAGCAGCACUUUCACUUUGAGGCGAGGAGGAGGAGGCCGGAGCCUUCAGCAGAGACCAGCAGGCCCCAGACCAGCAGGGACCAGCAGAGACCAGACCAGCAGGGACCAGCAGAGACCAGACCAGCAGGGACCAGCAGAGACCAGACCCGCACAGACCAGAGCGGCUGCAGGAUUCCAGCUCAGCAUUGAAGGGAAACCCGGAGGACAGAGUGGAGGCAUGGCCUGACGGGACAGAUGGGGAUUUCUCUUCCUUUCUUUUGGUGGAAAGUGCCAGAGAGUCAGAGAGGAAUGUCAGCAUGACGCCGUGAAGGAGGAAAAGUUCAGCCGGAAAACAACAAAACAACAACAACUACAACAACAACAACAAGAGCAGCCUGCACAGUGUUUUACUGUCCACCACAGAAAUGGAGACGUGUCCAUUCUUAGAAAGAUAAAAGGAUGUCACUGCCAGAGUUGGGCUGAUAGACGCAGGAAAUGAUGUUUUUUAGGAGGUAUGCAGUCAGAAGAAGCUGCUAGACCACAGAAAGUUUCCACCGAUGAUGUGUUUUUGGUUGUGUCUCCGUGUGAGAGCAGUGCUUCUGCUGCUAUCGCUGUUGACUGUCGUUCGUGGUGGAUGUGACUUUGACAAGGAAGGCGUGAGGAACAUUAAGGCAACCAUCGACUCCAAUCCCACCGGGUUUCGGAUGGUUUUUCCUAAAGACUACUAUGUGGAGCACCGCUACAGCAGCAGCAUGCUCUGUGACUCUCAUCCCUGCUGUGUGUUCCCCGCUGCAGUCGUCCUCCUGGACUCCUGGAAUGUUCUUCUGAGGAACCUCUGGGACGAGCACCUGAACCACUCCUUAAUCCUCGACCUGAAGCAGACACUGGAUAGAAUCAUCAGGGGGAACAAGAACACGGAGAGGUUCCAGGAGGAGACCGACUUGGCCCAGUUCUCCACGUCCACCUCCUCGCCCGAGGAGCUCCUGAAGCUGACGUCGGAACUUUUCACCCGGUGGCUGGAGAUGGACUGCUCGGCCUCCAUGGAGACCUGCUCGCUGCCCACACUGCAGCCCACCGUGGAGAGGAAGGACUUUGGUCCGUCCAGGGCCAGACUCUUGAUCACCAGAGCUGUAAGCAGCGAGGAGGAGGAGGAGGAGGAGGAGGAGGAGGAGGAAGGUCGGGCUAAGAAGAUGGUGGACCAGUCGCCGACCAGUGGAGCUCCUUCGCCUGUUCCUGCCUGGGUGUGGAGCCCCCUGAUGUUCAGACUCUACUGGUGGCUGCUGCCCUAAAGGAUCUUCUCCAGAAGCUGCACACAGAAUGCAAGACGUUUCCUGGCACUGAAUGAUUGUUUGUGUUUUAAUGCAGGAAGCUUUGUUCAUAUGAAGUCACGUGCACGGGUUGCAUUUAACGUCCAAAGUUAGUCCAAACUGCUAAACUGGUCGUUCCACAACUGGAGGACGUUUAAAAAUCCACCGUCUCUCUUCCAGCUUUCUGCUCCAUAUUGAUCAAUAAUAGGUAUUGAUUGGCUCAUUUUUAUUCCAUGUUUGUGUGUUGUUGCUAACCCUACUCUAAUCCAUGCUGUGAUCUUUUUCUCAGCAGUAGAAGCUAGAUAUUUAGCUAGCUGUUACUGCUGACCACUGAUGGAAAACAGUCCACUCUGACUCUUUAACUGUAAUUCUGACUCUAACUCUAUGACUCUUUUAACUCUGACUCUUUUAACUCUGACUCUUUUAACUCUGACUCUUUAACUCUAUGACUCUUUAACUCUGACUUUUUAAACUCUGACUCUUUAACUCUAAUUCUGACUCUAACUCUAUGACUCUUUAACUCUGACUCUUUAACUCUGACUCUAACUCUGACUCUUUAACUCUAUGAUUCUUUAACUCUAUGACUCUUUAACUCUGACUCUUUUAACUCUAUGAUUCUUUAACUCUAUGACUCUUUAACUCUGACUCUUUAACUCUAUGACUCUUUAACUCUAUGACUCUUUAACUCUAAUUCUGACUCUUUAACUCUAAUUCUGACUCUUUAACUCUAUGACUCUUUAACUCUGACUCUUUGAUUCUUUAACUUUAUGACUUUCUAACUAUUUGAUUCUUUAAAAAAUGUCAUUUUCGUUUCCAUAAAAUGACAUUUCAGAAUUUUUGGGUAUUUUAAAUAUUUCAAACGUUGUUUUCUCCAGUUUUUUUAAAAGAUUUGGUCUCAGGAGAAGAACAUUUACACACUACUUCAUGUUUGAGGAUUUUCUACGUAGAUUAUUGGUGUAAAAUGUCGUCCAGUUGUGGAACGAGCCGGCAGCUCACCGUCCAGCAGGAUCAGCUGAUCUCCCAGAUGUAACCUCCAGUAUAUCGUGGAGCUUGUCGCGCUAACCGAUGUCGAGCUACGUGCACAUAUGCUAUGCCGUCACUGUUUACAAUGAAUGUGGGGUGAAUGUCAGAUGGUACAGUCUAUGGGUUUUUGUACAUAAAUGUAAAUUAAAGACAUUUAGAUAUA